Messenger RNA from Ectocarpus siliculosus, 1457 nucleotides. The record is from the annotation of a GenBank genome assembly. Lineage: Eukaryota; Phaeophyceae; Ectocarpales; Ectocarpaceae.
ACUCUCUCUCUCUCUCUCGUUCUCCGGAAUAGCAUAGUAGCAAGAGGAUGCCGUCAGCAAGUGGGACCGUGGUCGCUCUAGGGGUGUGGGCCUCCGUGCUUCAGGGAGCAGCGGGUUUCGUCCUCCCCUCUGCUGGCUCCUUGGCGCCCGCAAGCCAACGGGUUCAGCAGCGGAGGCAUCAUCAUCAUCAUCAGCCCGCGGCCCCCACGGGACGGUCGUCCUUGAUCCGGAGAUGCGUCGCCGCUAACCCGGCUGUCGACGGCGGGGAGGUAGCUACUGACGACGUCGAAGAGCAGGCUGAGGGGGAGACGGUCGCGGUUAACGCUGGAGCGGAGGCGGCAUCCCCGAAGAAGGCUCUUCGCACGGUGAUCAAGUUCGGCGGGAGCUCCCUGGCGACCUCGAAGCGGCUAAAAGAGGUGUCCGCCCUGGUGAAGCUGCUCAUCGACGAGGGCCAGAUGCCGAUCAUGGUCUGUUCGGCCAUGGGCAAAACCACCAACAACCUCCUCAACGCUGGCGAGUUCGCUCUUACGGACGGGAAGGUGUACAUCGACGCGAUCCAGACGCUCCACCUGUCCGCCUGCGACGAGCUCGAGCUCGGAGAGCACACGAAAAGCGACAUCGAGAGCCUUCUCGCCGACCUGAGACAUAUGCUCGAGGGAGUGGGCAUGCUGCGAGAGCUUACCCAGAGGAGCCGCGAUCGUUUGGUGUCCUACGGCGAGCGCAUGUCGGUCCGAAUGAUGGCCGCGGUACUCAACAAGGCCGGGGUGCCCGCCCAGCACUUCGACGCGUGGACGCUUGGCAUGCGCACGACCGACGAGUUCGGGAACGCGGAUGUCUUGGAUGAGUCGUACCCGCUCAUCAAGGAGACGCUCUCCAAGUUCGACCCCAGCAUGGUGGCGGUGGUGACCGGCUUCCUAGGCCAGUCCCCCUGCAAGCAGAUCACGACCCUCGGGAGGGGAGGGUCCGACCUCACGGCCACCGUCAUCGGCGUCGCUUGCGGAGCCGACGAAGUUCAGGUCUGGAAGGACGUGGACGGCAUGAUGACGGCGGACCCGAGGGCGGUACCAGGAGCCGUCCCCGUGCCCUGCGUGUCCUACGAAGAGGCGGCGGAAUUGGCUUACUUCGGCGCCAACAUCCUGCACCCGGUGUCGAUGCGCCCCGUGAUCAAGACGGGGCUCCCCGUGCGCAUCAAGAACUCGUACAACCCUUCCCACCCGGGCACGGUGAUCGCCGCGAACAGGGACUGCGGGGAGACGCUGGUGACGGCCAUCACCUUCAAGAAGGGCGUCGAGCUGGUCGACAUCGUGUCCACGCGAAUGCUCGGGCAGUCCGGGUGCCUGGAACGAGUGGGAGAGUUCGCGGAGGUGUCGGAAUACCCCACGAGGUACGUGGCAUCCCCCGUGCCAGAGUUAUUUUGUAGCAGGAGAAUUUCUGUUUUUCGGAUGAACCUUGCUUAG